UAUGCUCUUUGUAAAUAUGCCACACAUAGUGGGUAUCAUAUAGACGUUUAUUACAGUGACGUUUUGUUGUGUAUUACUGUGCUGUCGGAUAACGAUGGGGAUUGAAAGGCAAACUCGACGAAGGCUCUGCUGCUGGUUUGCUUUUCAUUCGGCUCUACUGUUGUUUGUCGGGAAACAGACUUUGGCAGAAAUAAGAUAUUCUAUUCCAGAGGAGGUGAAAGAUGGGACUGCUGUUGGAAAUGUUGCGAAGGAUCUUGGCCUUGAAAUCACCUCUUUGUUUGCUCGACGGUUCCGUGUUGUUUCUGAAUCUAAGGAUACAUUUUUUGAGGUAAACCAGAACAAUGGGGCUCUGUAUGUCCAUAAGAAAAUCGACAGAGAGGAGCUGUGUCACGGAAGUGGUGCAUGCCUCAUAGAGCUAAAAGUCAUAGUGGAAAACCCUCUGGAAAUACACUACGUUGUUGUAGAAAUUACAGAUGUAAAUGAUCACUCUCCUAGUUUCCGCGAAAAAGAGCAGAUAUUUGAAAUAUUUGAACAAACAUUACCUGGAAGGCGAUUUCAACUACACACUGCUCGUGAUCCCGAUGCUGGAAUUAACUCUAUUCGUACAUACACUUUAACAUCAAAUGAACAUUUUGAAGUAGACAUCCGCCAAAGCGACGAGGAUAAGAUACCAUUUUUAGUGUUGAAGAAAUCGUUAGACAGAGAAGAAAAGAACAAACACACGCUGCUGGUUACAGCAGUUGAUGGAGGCAAACCUCCAAGAUCAGGGACACUGAAUGUUUCUAUUAUUGUUCUUGACAGUAAUGAUAAUCGUCCAAUGUUUAGUCAGGAAACCUACCAAAUAGAAAUAAAAGAAAAUGUUCCAAUCGGUGCUUCAAUAUUCAGAAUGAAUGCGACGGAUCCCGAUGAAGGCACCAACAGUGAAAUUGAAUACAGCCUCGGAAAAACUUUAAAGGAAAAAGUAUAUGAUGUUUUUGAAUUGGACAAAUUAACUGGAGAGAUUAGAGUUAAAGGAGUGGUGGACUAUGAGGAAAACGAUGUUUAUAAACUGGACGUGGAGGCGUCAGAUAAAGGAACACCUCCACUGACAGGUGAGUGUAGAGUUGUUAUAAAAAUCAAAGAUAUUAAUGAUAAUCCACCGGAAAUAGAAGUCACGUCACUGUCAAAUACAGUGUCUGAAGAUUUAAAGCCUGGCACAAUGAUUUCUCUCAUCACUGUGAGGGAUAAAGACUCUGGUGUCAAUGGAAAAAUUAUUUUAAGCAUAACCUCAGAGGUGCCGUUUGAAUUAAAGCCCUCCUAUAAGGAGAACAUAUAUUCAGUUGUCACGAAGGGAUUUUUGGAUCGAGAGGAGGUGUCACAUUAUGAAAUUACAAUAAAAGCUACAGAUUGUGGUGAACCUCCCUUAUCUACUGUUAAAAAUCUAAACAUUCAGAUAUCAGAUGUAAAUGACAACAGGCCACAAUUCUCUCAAAAUCCAUUACAGUUUUACCUGGUAGAAAAUAACGUUGCUGGAGCCUCAGUGUUCUCUGUCAGCGCAACGGACAAAGAUUUGAAUGAUAACGCAGCUAUUUCAUAUCAUAUUGUGAGAGAAGGGAGUCAAAAUGACGUCACGUCUUUCCUAAAUAUAAAUCCAGAUAAUGGACACAUUUCCGCACUAAAAAGUUUCGACUUUGAAACAGUGAAAACUUUCCAGUUCCAAGUUGUCGCCACAGAUUCAGGAACUCCGUCACUAAGCAACAACGUGACAGUGAACGUGUUCAUUCUGGAUCAGAACGACAACGCUCCAGUCAUCCUGUAUCCAGUCAGCUCCAACGGUUCUGCUGAAGGUGUGGAGGAGAUUCCCCGCAAUGUCAACGCAGGACACUUGGUGACUAAAGUCAGAGCCUAUGACGCUGAUAUAGGAUAUAACGGCUGGUUACUCUUCUCACUGCAGGAAGUCACUGACCACAGUCUCUUUGCUUUGGACCGCUAUACAGGACAGAUCAGAACACUUCGCUCAUUCACAGAGACAGACGAGGCUGAGCAUAAACUGCUCAUACUGGUCAAAGACAAUGGCAACGUUUCACUCUCAGCAACAGCUACUGUCAUUGUCAAACUUGUGGAGCCCAGAGAGGCUUUUGCAGCUUCUGAUGUCAAAAGUGCAACUAAAGUUGACGAGGAGGACAAUGUGACAUUUUACCUCAUGAUAACUUUGGGCUCAGUUUCUCUACUUUUUAUCAUCAGUAUCAUCGUGCUGAUUGCAAUGCAGUGCUCCAAAUCCACAGACUAUACUUCCAAAUAUCUCCAAGAGGCUAAUUAUGAUGGGACACUGUGUCACAGCAUCCAGUACAGAUCUGGAGACAAACGCUACAUGUUAGUUGGACCCAGGAUGAGUAUAGGAUCUACUAUAGUCCCUGGCAGCCAUGCCAACACACUAGUGCUCCCUGACAGGAGGAGGGGAUCUGAGGAGGUAAGAUCAAAGUACAACUAUACGUCUCAUUAG
Epinephelus fuscoguttatus (brown-marbled grouper) is the source of this 2482-nucleotide messenger RNA. RefSeq names its product protocadherin alpha-8-like. Lineage: Eukaryota; Metazoa; Chordata; Actinopteri; Perciformes; Serranidae. The coding region runs from base 95 to 2482 and encodes 795 amino acids. The record is from RefSeq and is a predicted model, not a curated record. Gene Ontology annotation, cellular component: plasma membrane. Gene Ontology annotation, molecular function: calcium ion binding. The transcript has a single exon. Gene Ontology annotation, biological process: homophilic cell-cell adhesion.